GACUGCCAGCUGGGACAGACGCUCACUCGCGGUUCCGUUGUGGGGCGACCGGCAGCCACCCGGCCGGCCAUGAGGGGUACGCCCCUGCUCCUCGUCUCUCUGUUCGCUCUGCUUCAGCGUGGGGACUGCCGCCUGGCCAACGCAGAGGAGAAGCUGAUGGAUGAUCUCCUGAACAAAACCCGCUACAACAACCUGAUCCGCCCAGCCACCAGCUCUUCUCAACUCAUCUCCAUCCGCCUGGAGCUAUCACUGUCCCAGCUCAUCAGUGUGAAUGAGCGAGAACAGAUCAUGACCACCAGCAUCUGGCUGAAGCAGGAAUGGACUGACUACCGCCUGGCCUGGAACAGCUCCUGUUAUGAAGGGGUGAACAUUCUGAGGAUUCCCGCCAAGCGUGUGUGGUUGCCUGACAUCGUGUUGUACAACAAUGCCGAUGGGACCUAUGAGGUGUCUGUCUACACCAACGUGAUCGUGCGUUCCAACGGCAGCAUCCAGUGGCUGCCCCCUGCUAUCUACAAGAGUGCCUGCAAGAUAGAGGUGAAGCACUUUCCCUUUGACCAGCAGAACUGCACCCUCAAAUUUCGCUCCUGGACCUAUGACCACACAGAGAUUGACAUGGUUCUUAAAUCACCCACAGCCAUCAUGGACGACUUUACCCCCAGCGGUGAAUGGGACAUUGUGGCCCUCCCGGGACGAAGGACAGUGAACCCGCAGGACCCCAGCUAUGUGGACGUGACCUAUGACUUCAUCAUCAAGCGCAAGCCACUCUUCUACACCAUCAAUCUGAUCAUCCCGUGUGUGCUCAUCACCUCGCUGGCUAUCCUGGUCUUCUACCUGCCCUCCGACUGUGGGGAGAAGAUGACGCUCUGCAUCUCGGUGCUGCUGGCACUCACAUUCUUCCUGCUGCUCAUCUCCAAGAUCGUGCCUCCCACCUCCCUUGACAUUCCCCUCAUUGGCAAGUACCUCUUGUUCACCAUGGUGCUGGUCACCUUUUCCAUCGUCACCACUGUGUGUGUCCUCAAUGUGCACCACCGUUCACCCAGCACUCACACUAUGGCAUCCUGGGUCAAGGAGUGCUUCCUGCACAAGCUGCCCACCUUCCUCUUCAUGAAGCGCCCUGGGCUCGAAGUCAGCCCCGCCAGAGUCCCUCAUCCCAGCCAGCUGCACUUGACCACAGCUGAAGCUGCAUCCACCUCUGCCUUAGGCCCCAGCAGCCCAUCCAACCUCUAUGGGAAUUCCAUGUACUUUGUGAACCCUGUCCCUGCCACUCCUAAGUCUGCAGUCAGCUCCCACACGGCAGGCCUCCCCAGAGAUGCCCGGCUGAGGUCCUCUGGGAGGUUCCGGCAAGAUCUACAGGAAGCAUUAGAGGGUGUCAGCUUCAUCGCCCAGCAUUUGGAGAGUGAUGAUCGAGAUCAGAGUGUCAUCGAGGACUGGAAAUUCGUCGCGAUGGUCGUCGACCGCCUGUUCCUGUGGGUGUUCGUGUUUGUGUGUAUUCUGGGCACCAUGGGGCUCUUCCUGCCACCCCUCUUCCAGAUCCACGCACCCUCCAAGGGCCCCUAGGCUACCCAGCGUGUUAUGGGCCCCUGGGUUGUAGUGAGAUGAUAUGAGCAGCCCAGUGGGCGGUUCACUGCUUCAUCUGGGUCGUAGCUAAUGAGACCCUAAGGAAAGCUAAGACUAUUGGCAGUCGGCCCGUCAAUCUAGCCAUGAGAAGGACAGAGAUAGGUGGCUUGCACUGAUCGCUCUGAAUGCCUUCGAGUAAGUCCCUGAAGGAGGGGCAUUAGGCUGCUGAAGUCCAGUCUGGCCUCCUUCCUUCCAUGUGCCAGGCAUUGGAGUCAGACAGCUGUGUAUCAUCCCAUCACCCCCAGCCCGCCUUUCCAUCCCUUUCCCUUCAAUCCAGGCUACCCACUAGAUUCCCUGGCCGUCUUUCAUUUCCUCACACUUCCAGAUCCUCCCAGGUUAGAACCUUCAUAUCUUCUGUAGCUACCGCCCAAACCUCAGACUCUAAAUUCCCAAGAUUUUCAUAUGGCUGCACUAGUCAGAGCUCUAUUCCCAUGAUCCUCUGCUCCAAUAUGUCACUUCCUUGUACAAGCCUUUCCUAGCCAUGCACUCCAAAGCAGCGUCUCCCAUACCGCGUUAAACCUCCAGCUUCCUUGAGUGUCCUCCAUUGAUAGCUGCAGUCCUUAGUUGGUGGCACACUGGUCACCAGCACCUUGCCCAUUAAAGUCUAUGCUCUACAAGGGCCAGAGUGCGUGAAUUCACAUUCACACUCCAGAGCUUGGGACGGAGCUCUGCAC
Messenger RNA from Mus pahari (shrew mouse), 2291 nucleotides. It is a transcript of the gene Chrnb4, whose product is annotated as cholinergic receptor nicotinic beta 4 subunit. The transcript has 6 exons. Gene Ontology annotation, molecular function: acetylcholine-gated monoatomic cation-selective channel activity; transmembrane signaling receptor activity. The record is from RefSeq and is a predicted model, not a curated record. Gene Ontology annotation, biological process: signal transduction; monoatomic ion transmembrane transport; nervous system process. Gene Ontology annotation, cellular component: neuron projection; postsynaptic membrane; synapse. The coding region runs from base 70 to 1557 and encodes 495 amino acids. NCBI's taxonomy places the organism in Eukaryota, Metazoa, Chordata, Mammalia, Rodentia, Muridae.